UACCAGAAUCAACAUACAAAGUCAAAGAAGAAGAUAAAAUGGAAUUAGAUAAUAAUCAACAACAACAAAUAAAUCAGUUAAUAGAAGAAUAUAAAGACCUAUUUGAUAUUUCUGAAUUUG
Messenger RNA from Ambispora gerdemannii, 120 nucleotides. Lineage: Eukaryota; Fungi; Glomeromycota; Glomeromycetes; Archaeosporales; Ambisporaceae. The record is from the annotation of a GenBank genome assembly.